AUGGCGGACAACACAUCCACCCCCGCCGACCCGAUGGCCGCAGCCUCAAAUGCCAUGAUGGUCUCGAUUCAGGACUACAUUCGCACCGCCGUCACCACAGAGGUUGCAAAUCUCCCAAACGCAACCCAGCCCGCCCAACUUGCGGCCCUUCAGAGUCGUCUCGAGACUGCCAACCAGGAGAACUCUGAAUUGAAGGAGAAGAUCAAGCAGAUUGAGAGCGAGCGAGACACCGUCAAAGCGGCCUUCUCCUCUUACCUGGGCUUUCCUCUUCCAGACUCCAAGCUUUCCCGCCAUUCCCACAGCAAGAGUAGCAAGUUCCCCCAGUUCCAGAAGUUCCCCGUCGAAAUUCGCAUGAAGAUCUGGAAGCUUGCUCUCCCUGCCGGACGCAUUUUUGAUCUCUCUAACGUCGAUGCCCACUUCUCUCGUGUUCUCCGAGCCCCGAUUGCCGCCAACAACGGCGCGCCUAACCCGGCUUUGGUCUUGCGCCAGGCCUCCGGGCUCACUGAAAUGAGUGUGACUGCCCACAAGACGCCCAAGCUCCGACUCGCUUGCAAAGAGGCCAACAAGGCAUUCCUUGAGGCAGGUGGCUUCGAAUUUGGCUUGUUCGGUGGCCCAUACAAAGGACUUUGGUACAACUAUUCAGAGGACAUCGUCUUUGUCCGCGAAGAGCCGCGUACAUGGGCCAACCUCGAUAUGUCACGCAUCGUCCGUGUCGCCUUCCCGCAUAAUAGAUUUAUGUGCAAGGCCGAUGCCACCGCCAAGAUGGACACCAUCCUCGAUCACUUCACCUCCUGCAAGGAGGUCAUCCUCAUGCAGACCAUGGAGUGGGAUAUCCGCUCCUGCCUUGCAAGCCCUCGACUGCCUGCCAAGCUUUUCCCGCUACAGGAAGCCGAUCCUAUUAGCACCCAUGACUACCCGAAGGAACUUUCUGACGACGUCGGUAGCGUCGCAACCUGGGGCGAUGUCAAGCGCAUUGUUGCCCAGAUAUGGGAGGACCACGUCGUCAACGUGAAGCAUCUCAGCCCUGUCCGUGUUCCCAAGUUCUCCGGGAUCGAGGUCCUUAAAGCUCGCCCGAGCUACUUUGACUAG
Colletotrichum costaricense is the source of this 1089-nucleotide messenger RNA. RefSeq lists its product as uncharacterized. Lineage: Eukaryota; Fungi; Ascomycota; Sordariomycetes; Glomerellales; Glomerellaceae. The transcript is spliced from 2 exons. The coding region runs from base 1 to 1089 and encodes 362 amino acids. The record is from RefSeq and is a predicted model, not a curated record.